Ziziphus jujuba (common jujube) is the source of this 932-nucleotide messenger RNA. Its product is annotated as umecyanin. Gene Ontology annotation, molecular function: electron transfer activity. Gene Ontology annotation, cellular component: plasma membrane. The transcript has 2 exons. Lineage: Eukaryota; Viridiplantae; Streptophyta; Magnoliopsida; Rosales; Rhamnaceae. The coding region runs from base 156 to 662 and encodes 168 amino acids. The record is from RefSeq and is a predicted model, not a curated record.
UGCCAAAAAAUUGGGUGGUCAGAAAAUCAUUUCCAGCUCCCUCCAUUAUAACCUUUAAUAUUAACAUAAAUAUACUUUUGUUCGUUCUAUCUCUAUAAAUUAAAAUCAAUCCAAAACCUCAAACCAAGAAACAGGGACGACCUGAGAUCACCAAAAUGGGAAGCCGUGUGAUGGGUUUGAUUAUGGGAUGUUUGAUCCUUGUGAUCAUCUUAUCCAAGGGUGGAGAAGCAGUGACCACAUAUGAAGUAGGAGGGUCUCUCGGUUGGGUUGUUCCUCCCAACACCACCUAUUACAAAGAGUGGGCUGCCGAUAAGACUUUUGUCGUCGGGGACUCUUUAAGCUUCAACUGGACUGGGACCCAUGAUGUGGCCGAGGCAUCAAAGACCCAAUACGAGAAUUGCGAAAAGCCCAGUAUUAAAUUCAGUAGCUCAGGAGUUCUGGAACUUACAAAAGAGGGUCCGCUGUACUUCCUUUGCACCAUUGGUGAUCACUGCAAUUCAGGCCAGAAGUUGGAAAUCAACGUCAGUGCUUCCAAUUCUACAACUCCUUCCACACCGUCGGCGUCGCCUCCUCCUCCUCCUUCGGCCUCGGUUUCCGCUCAUGUGUACGUAAAUGCUUUAUUUGCGACAACCUCCAUGUUAUUUGUGUAUUUCAUGGCCUGACUUGAAAAUGUUUUUGUAUGCCAUUAUUGUAUGGUAGUUCGAAUUGUUGAGUGUAUCAUCCUUUGUUUAUGAACCUAAAAUUAGUUAGUGGGCAUGUGAUAUGGCAAUAUCCUUAGAAUAAUUCGUUCACAUCGUAUUUGUGUUGUUGAAAUACGCUGUUGAAUAACCCUUCCCUUUUUUUUUUUGUUUCUUUUUUUUCUUUUUUUUGGUUAUUGAUGUAUAAGGUACUAGUGAAAUAAACUCAUGUUUCAGAGUAGAUUUGUUAAACUA